AGCAUCUGCUCAUCUCUCUCUGUCUCAGCUUUGUGAUUUCUUCGUGGACUCUUUGGGGGUCAACCGAAAAAAAAAAAAUAUAUAGAGUGGAUUUGAGAGAAGCAAGCAGCUCUUAUUUCUUUCUUUCUUCUUCUUAGUUAGUACUUAGUACUGUUGAUUCUCUCAUAUGUUUUUUUUUUCUAAUCAAUAAUCAAUAAUCAAUAAUCAAUCAGACUCCAGAAUACGUAGGAGAACAAGAAAGAAAGAAGUGCCCUCUGUCCUCUCUGAGAGUGCAAAAGUAGUAGGCAGUUUUGAGAGAGAGAGAGAGAGAGAAGAAGAAAGAAAUGGGGGAGAAUAUGGCGCACUCACCCUUGGUCACCUAUGUCUCCGUGCUCUCUUUACUUAGUCUCUGCCCUCCCUUCGUUAUUCUCCUAUGGUACACCAUGGUACAUGCGGACGGAUCUGUAUUGCAAACUGCCAAUUACUUGAGAGACCAUGGCAUCCAGGGCCUCCUUCAGAUUUGGCCCAAACCCACUACGACUGCUUGGAAGAUCAUUGCUUUUUAUGCUGCAUUUGAGGCUGCACUUCAGCUGUUUUUACCUGGCAAAAGGGUCGAGGGUCCAACUUCUCCUGCUGGUAAUAGGCCUGUCUAUAAGGCAAAUGGCUUGCAAGCUUUUGCUGUCACAUUGGUUACAUAUCUCGGCCUUUGGUGGUUUGGGAUAUUCAACCCUGUAAUUGUCUAUGACCAUCUUGGAGAAAUAUUUUCGGCUCUCAUCUUUGGAAGUUUAAUCUUUUGCUUGUUUUUGUACAUCAAAGGUCAUGUUGCUCCGUCUUCUACUGAUUCUGGAUCAUCAGGGAACAUCAUAAUCGACUUCUAUUGGGGAAUGGAGCUCUAUCCUCGCAUUGGCAGGAACUUUGAUAUAAAAGUCUUUACAAACUGCAGAUUUGGAAUGAUGUCCUGGGCAGUUCUUUCUCUUACAUACUGCAUAAAGCAGUAUGAAACUUACGGGAGGGUUGCUGAUUCUAUGCUUGUCAACACUACAUUAAUGUUGGUGUAUGUUACCAAGUUUUUCUGGUGGGAAGCUGGAUACUGGAAUACAAUGGAUAUUGCACACGAUAGAGCUGGUUUUUAUAUUUGCUGGGGAUGCUUGGUGUGGGUCCCGUCAGUAUAUACUUCCCCUGGCAUGUACCUAGUCAAUCAUCCCGUCAAUCUUGGUGUUCAGCUUGCUCUUUAUAUCCUUGUAGCUGGCAUUCUUUGCAUAUAUAUCAACUAUGACUGCGACAGGCAAAGACAAGAAUUUCGUAGAACAAAUGGCAAGUGCUUGGUUUGGGGGAAAGCUCCAUCUAAGAUUGUUGCCUCGUACACUACAACUUCGGGCGAGACAAAAACCAGCCUUUUACUAACAUCAGGAUGGUGGGGCUUAUCUCGUCAUUUCCAUUAUGUACCAGAAAUAUUAGCAGCUUUUUUCUGGACUGUGCCUGCUCUGUUUAGUCAUUUUCUUCCUUACUUCUAUGUAGUGUUUCUGACAAUCCUUCUCUUUGACCGAGCCAAAAGGGAUGACGAUCGAUGCAGAUCAAAGUAUGGGAAAUACUGGAAGCUAUAUUGUGAGAAGGUACCGUACCGGAUUGUUCCCGGACUCUACUGAGUGAGGAGGUUCUCUCUCUCUCUCUCUCGCAGCCGGUCGGUCGGUGGGUGGCGUCUCAUCAAAUUGAAGCUGUAAUAUUAUUAUAUAUACAGUAUUGAAGAUGGAUGUUUGUCAACGCAUUUUCAAGUGUUUAUCUGGGGGCAGAAGGAAGUGGUGGUUGUACUUUGUUCUGUUCUGUUCUGUUCGGGGGUUCACACCAAUCAGCACAUUGGUAAUUACUAACUAAUAAGAAAUGUUUUGGAGGGAGGCACAUUUUAUUUUUUAUAUAAUUAAUUAGGGACUACUUCUACUUUGUCA
Coffea arabica (coffee) is the source of this 1922-nucleotide messenger RNA. Its product is annotated as 7-dehydrocholesterol reductase. Gene Ontology annotation, molecular function: 7-dehydrocholesterol reductase activity. NCBI's taxonomy places the organism in Eukaryota, Viridiplantae, Streptophyta, Magnoliopsida, Gentianales, Rubiaceae. Gene Ontology annotation, cellular component: endoplasmic reticulum membrane. Gene Ontology annotation, biological process: sterol biosynthetic process; brassinosteroid biosynthetic process. The record is from RefSeq and is a predicted model, not a curated record.